Messenger RNA from Cooperia oncophora, 915 nucleotides. Lineage: Eukaryota; Metazoa; Nematoda; Chromadorea; Rhabditida; Trichostrongylidae. The record is from the annotation of a GenBank genome assembly.
AUGGGUCACGACGAUGGCGCUCCCCUCGUUGCCACCUACAAGCAGCCACGGCCACCAUGGAUUGGACUGUGGAGUACCCGCGAAUACAAAGGUCGACCGGAUUGGUGGAGGGAAGCCGGCGUCCGUGACGAUGUCGCACGGAAACAGAAAUACCGCGCGGUACACCAUCGUUAUAAGGAAGAAGAUCCGGAGUUUUACGAUCCGAAGGUCCCUGAUGGUACGUCCAUUUCCGGACCUAUCGGCCUUGAUUCGUUACGUCAUCCCAACAUCACUAUCAAAGGCGACCAGCCAGGGAAACUAGAGGAUUUCCAAGACAUGAUCUGGAAGAGCUCUCAUCAGUAUAAAAACAUUGCCGAAAAAUUCGAUAUAAGCAAGGAACAUCCAGGAUUUGAUGUUAAUCCUUGCUUAGUGAGGCUUGACAAACACGCUCUGAACGAGGCUGCCCAUGAGAAAAAAGGACUAGCUGCGGCAAAAUACACAGCCAUGUUAAUGCUACCAUACACGAUGUGUGAGAUUCGUUCAACUUCCUCAGUAGCAGCCGCUGACUUUACUCCAAGGAAUUUUCUCAAGCGCUACUUCCAGCUAGCGCCUACACCAACCAUUCUAGCCUUCGCUUGGGGAUUCUCUCUUUCUGCAGCUGCAACUUUCCGCAACAAGGAUGACGUCAAAAACCAUUUCAUUGCCAGUGCUGCAUUAGGAGCGACGUUAGCUACAAUGAAAGACAACAUCCCUCUCGGAAUAAGUGUUGGAGUGACAGCGUUGGUGUUAGGCACGUUCUGGCAAUACAAUCGAGUUUCUGAGGAAGGAACACACGGCUUGGUUGGAAAUCCGGGCAGUGCAGGAAUCUGGGGUGGACCACUCAUGUGGAAAGCAUUCCAGUGGGGUGACGCGAAAGUACCAGACACAAGAUAUUAG